GCGUCGGUGGAGGAGGGGUGGAGGCGCAGCGGCUGCUGCACCGCGCUUGGCGCUGCGGAGCGAGCCCACCCGCCGCGGGAGCUCGCCUCCCCGGUGCUCCCCCUCCCUCCCCACCCCCCCAGUGGCGCUGCCUCCUCCAAAUGAGCGAUUCGCCCGCUGGAUCUAACCCAAGGACACCCGAAAGCAGCGGCAGCGGUAGCGGCGGAGGCGGGAAGAGGCCGGCGGUGCCGGCGGCGGUGUCUCUCUUGCCCCCGGCGGACCCCCUGCGCCAGGCAAACCGGCUCCCCAUCAGGGUCCUGAAGAUGCUGAGCGCGCACACCGGCCACCUCCUGCAUCCGGAGUACCUGCAGCCGCUGUCCUCCACUCCCGUCAGCCCCAUUGAGCUGGACGCCAAGAAGAGUCCUUUGGCGUUGCUGGCCCAGACUUGCUCGCAGAUCGGCAAGCCGGACCCGCCGCCCUCGUCUAAGCUCAACUCGGUAGCGGCGGCCAACGGGCUGGGAGCAGAGAAGGACCCCAGCCGCUCCGCCUCCGGCGCCGCCUCCGCUUCUGCGGCUCUCAAGCAGCUGGGGGACUCCCCGGCCGAGGACAAGUCCAGCUUCAAGCCCUACUCCAAGGGCUCCGGAGGCGGCGACUCCCGCAAAGACAGCGGCUCCUCCUCCGUGUCCUCCACCACCUCCUCCUCCUCCUUGUCCCCAGGAGACAAGGCGGGCUUCAGGGUCCCAAGCGCCGCCUGCACGCCCUUCCCCCCGCAUGGAGCGCCGGUCUCCGCGUCCUCGUCCUCAUCCUCCCCUGGUGGCUCUCGGGGCGGCUCCCCGCACCACUCUGACUGCAAGAACGGCGGCGCAGGCGGCAGCGGGGAGCUGGACAAGAAAGACCAGGAGCCCAAGCCCAGCCCGGAGCCUGCGGCCGUGAGCCGCGGCAACGGUGGGGAGCCGGGCGGGCACAGCGGCAGCGGCACGGAGGCCGGGGCCUCCGGGCGCAAGUCGGAGCCACCCUCCGCGUUGGUGGGGGCUGGCCACGUGGCGCCGGUGUCGCCCUAUAAGCCGGGCCACUCGGUGUUCCCGCUGCCACCCUCCAGCAUCGGCUACCACGGCUCCAUCGUGGGCGCCUACGCCGGCUACCCGUCUCAGUUCGUGCCUGGCCUGGAUCCCAGCAAGUCCGGCCUCGUGGGAGGCCAGCUAUCGGGGGGCCUGGGCCUGCCGCCGGGCAAGCCCCCCAGCUCCAGCCCGCUCACCGGGGCCUCCCCGCCCUCCUUUCUACAGGGAUUAUGCCGAGACCCCUACUGCCUGGGAGGCUACCACGGCGCCUCACACCUUGGAGGCUCCAGCUGCUCCACCUGCAGCGCACACGACCCGGCCGGGCCCGGUCUUAAAGCUGGGGGCUACCCGUUGGUGUACCCCGGGCACCCGCUACAGCCCGCUGCGCUCUCGUCCAGCGCCGCCCAGGCUGCGCUCCCCGGCCACCCGCUCUACACCUACGGCUUCAUGCUGCAGAACGAACCGCUGCCGCACAGCUGCAACUGGGUGGCGGCCAGCGGGCCGUGCGACAAGCGCUUCGCCACCUCAGAGGAGCUGCUCAGCCACCUACGGACCCACACGGCCCUGCCCGGCGCGGAGAAACUUCUGGCCGCCUACCCGGGGGCCUCAGGCCUGGGCAGCGCCGCUGCGGCGGCUGCGGCCGCCGCCUCCUGCCAUCUGCACCUCCCCCCGCCCACCGCCCCCGGCAGCCCCGGGUCGCUGUCUUUGCGGAGUCCACACACUUUGGGGCUAAGCCGGUACCACCCCUACGGCAAGAGCCACUUAUCCACAGCUGGGGGCCUGGCCGUGCCGUCCCUUCCCACAGCCGGACCCUACUACUCACCGUACGCGCUGUACGGACAGAGACUGGCCUCAGCCUCCGCUCUCGGAUACCAGUAACUACAGCCCUGCCUCCCUCCCCAGCCUCCUCUCCCUCCCCCCCCCUCCCCUCCCCCCCCCCUCCCCCCCCCUACUCCCGCUGCAGCCUCCGCCACUGCUUAUCCUUGCUGGACCCCCCCCAGACCCUCUUCCCCACCGGACUGUGUAUUUAUUUACUAUAAUGUUAGCUUACAAGCUGGGAAUUAUAAGUGCAUUAACGGCCCACACGAGUCAAUGGUAUGCAAAAAGUCUGUUUCCCUCUAAAUAAUAAUAUUAAUUACAUGAGUAACUACAGGUUCCCCCGCCCCUCUUCCUUUAUUUUCUGCUUUUCUUUUUCUUAGAUGUAAGUUUUAAUUUUUUUUUCCUUUUGCCUGUUUUGUUUGUUUGUUUGUUUUUUGAUUGGUUUGGUUUUCGGGGGAGGAGGGAGAGUGGGGUUCUUUUUGUUUUCCCUUCCUGGGGAAUUUCUUGCAUGCUUCUUAACCGUUCCAACUACAUUUCCUGCUUCUCUUUCCCCUUCAUUCCUUCUUGUUUCCGUCCAUUAGCGGUUCUGUUGUUGGUUUUUUUGUUUGUUUUGUUUUGUUUUUUUCCUUUGUACAAGUAACAGAGAGGAGAUAUUUUUUGUAAGGCAUUUGGGGGUGCAGGGAGCGGCCUUGGGAGCUGGAAGUCUUGCGCCCUUGUAGACCCGGAACUCAGCUCUGUGACUCCUCCCCGCCCACUUUCUCCCCGCAGGGUUCCUGAGCUGCACCCUCCCCACCACCACCCCCAAUUAGAGUCUGGCUCCCCUGUCUUGCUCUGAGCAAGAGUCAGUGGCCCUAGAGGCCUUCUACAGAGCCUUCCCACUUCCAGACCCUUGCUGUCUCCAAACACCAGUGGUCACACUGCCUGCUGGUGGGGGACCUUGCAAGGACUCAUCUUACUCAAGAAAAAGUCCUUAGAAGGCCCUGCUGGCAUGAAACUUUGCUCUUUAGAGUUUGCGAAGUGCUUUUCUAGUCAUUGUUUUUCUCUCGGUCAUCGGCCCCUGUCCUGGUGGUAGGGGCUGGGUCAGUGAUUCUUGCUAGAUCCUUCCAAAGCAGACCCGUGGUAAUAUCGAGCUGGCGAUACAAACUUGUUAGCUGUUGGGGGGGAAGGCGGGGGAGUCAGGGAGCACGGGGAUCACAGCGGUCCCCGCCCCUUCCCACGCCUUACCCAACAGAGUCCCCAGAGUUGCCGUGGGCUCCCUCAGUCAUUGGGAUUGAAGACUCGCCCCCUGGGUCUUCUCCCAACACCCUCCCUCCCUCCUGGUCUUCGGCAGCCCAGCCUCGCGGGGCUGCGGGGCCUGUUGGGGAUGAAUAGAGCUCUCCCUUGGUAAGACUUAUUUUGUUAAUAAAUGGAGUACUUGGCUAUAUUCACA
Molecule: messenger RNA, 3285 nt
Organism: Phacochoerus africanus (Common warthog)
Lineage: Eukaryota; Metazoa; Chordata; Mammalia; Artiodactyla; Suidae
Gene: ZNF703
Product: zinc finger protein 703
Exons: 2
Coding region: 141-1916 (591 amino acids)
Biological process (GO): negative regulation of DNA-templated transcription
Cellular component (GO): nucleus
Source: RefSeq, a predicted model, not a curated record